AUGAAUGUUGAAUCAGAUUUCGCUACGGGUGAAGAUUUGAGAUCUACAAUUUAUGAAGAGAGAUUACCCGAUACUACAGAGUUUGUUGAAUUAUUACAUAAUAGGGAGGGUGAUAUGGAUGUUGAAUCAAUUUCUGAGGGAUUACCUGAUGCUGCAAGGAAGAGUUAUCUACUGUUACGAAAUCGGAUGAAAUUCCCCAAGAAUUAA
Messenger RNA from Acaulospora morrowiae, 207 nucleotides. The record is from the annotation of a GenBank genome assembly. Lineage: Eukaryota; Fungi; Glomeromycota; Glomeromycetes; Diversisporales; Acaulosporaceae.